Molecule: messenger RNA, 1537 nt
Organism: Acomys russatus (golden spiny mouse)
Lineage: Eukaryota; Metazoa; Chordata; Mammalia; Rodentia; Muridae
Gene: Marcks
Product: myristoylated alanine rich protein kinase C substrate
Exons: 2
Coding region: 438-1373 (311 amino acids)
Biological process (GO): central nervous system development; actin filament organization
Cellular component (GO): actin filament bundle; cytoplasm; plasma membrane
Molecular function (GO): actin filament binding; calmodulin binding
Source: RefSeq, a predicted model, not a curated record
GGCCGCGUCAGCGCCCGCGAGCCCAUUCAUCUGUGCACUUGGGCGUUGGACCCCGCAUCUUAUUAGCAACCAGGGAGAUUUCUCCAUUUUCCUCUUGUCUACAGUGCGGCUACAAAUCUGGGAUUUUUUUAUUACUUCUUUUUUUAAAAAAAACUACACUUGGGCUCCUUUUUUGUGCUCGACUUUUCCAUCUUUUCCCCUCCUUCCUGCGCUGCUGCUUUUUGAUCUCUUCGACUAAAAUUUUUUUAUCCGGAGUGUAUUUAAUCGGGUAUCUUCUGUCCUCCUCGCCACCCCCACCCCCUCCCUCCGGUGUGUGUGCCGCCGCCGCUGUUGCUGCCGCCGCCGCUGCUGCUGCUGCUCGCCCCGUCGCUACACCAACCCAAGGCUCUUUGUUUCCCCUCUUGGAUCUGUUGAGUUUCUUUGUUGAAGAAGCCAGCAUGGGUGCCCAGUUCUCCAAGACCGCAGCGAAGGGAGAAGCCGCCGCGGAGAGGCCCGGGGAGGCGGCUGUGGCCUCGUCGCCUUCCAAAGCAAAUGGGCAGGAGAAUGGUCACGUAAAAGUGAACGGGGAUGCCUCGCCCGCGGCCGCCGAACCGGGCGCCAAGGAGGAGCUGCAAGCCAACGGCAGCGCCCCGGCCGCCGAUAAGGAGGAGCCGGCGAGCGGAGGCGCCGCGUCCCCCGCCGCGUCCGACAAGGACGAGGCGGCCGCGGCCCCCGAGCCGGGUACCGGCGCGGCCGAGAAGGAAGCCGCGGAGGCCGAGCCCGCCGAGCCCGGCUCCCCAGCCGCCGAGGCCGAGGCCGCGUCCGCCUCCUCCACAUCGUCACCCAAGGCGGAGGACGGGGCCGCGGCGUCGCCCAGCAGCGAGACCCCGAAAAAAAAAAAGAAGCGCUUUUCCUUCAAGAAAUCCUUCAAGCUGAGCGGCUUCUCCUUCAAGAAGAGCAAGAAGGAGGCGGGCGAGGGCGCUGAGGCGGAGGGCGCGACCGCCGCCGACGGCGCCAAGGACGAGGCUGCAGCCGGCGAGGCGGCCGCGGCCCCCGGGGAGCAGGCGGGCGGGGCGGGCGCCGAGGGCGCGGCGGGCGGAGAGCCCCGGGAGGCGGAGGCGGCGGAGGCCGAGCAGCCGGAGCAGCCCGAGCAGCCUGCGGCAGCUGCGGCGGAAGAGCCCCAGGCCCAGGAGCCGUCGGAGGCCACCGGGGAGAAGCCGGAGGAGCCGGCGCCCAGCGCCACCGGGGGCGACGCGCCCUCUGCCGUCGGGCCGGAGCAGGAGGCGGCGGCCGAGGAGCCCGCGGCGUCCGCAGCCCCCGCCGCCGCGUCGCCAGAGCCACAGCCCGAGUGCAGUCCGGAGGCGCCCCCCGCGCCAGUGGCGGCGGCCGAGUAAGCUAGCGGCGGCGCUCUUACGUAAUCGAAGAACUUUUUCCCCCCCAGUUUGUUUGUUGGAGUGGUGCCAGGUACUGGUUUUGGAGAACUUGUCUACAACCAGGGAUUGAUUUUAAAAGACGUCUUUUUUUUUUUUUUUAAUUUUGCAUUUUUUUAAGCAGCAAA